GUCUGUUGGAAUCAUUAGCAGUUUGCUCGUCGACUUGAACGGUUCGUCGUGGUGCUCUCUACCCUACAUCGAAACCGCGGAUUCCGUGAACCAGCCUGACUGGUUCGGUGUGCUUGUGAGACGUGUAAUAGCUCUGUGUAGUAUUAUAGUCGUUAGCUGGCUACCUCCCCAUCAAUACUUGCUUAGUGGCCGCGACGACAUAUAAGAAUAAGGUGACGGCAGGGUGUGGUGAUUUGAGUUUCUUACUGAAGAGUCGCAAGAUUUUGAAGAUUUUAGGCAAGAUUUAGAUUGCUGGAUUAUUGAAGAUUAGGAAAAACGGUUUUUUAUGUCCAAGUGAACCUUAGAAAAGUGAAGUGAAAAUGGGUCGUGCUAAGUUGAACGCGUUUGCGUUGGUUGGCGUGCUGCUGCCACUUGUUUGCGUUGCCCAGAGAACUCCGUCCAUAUCGUAUAUUACUCAAGAACAGAUUAAGGACAUUGGCGGUACGGUUGAGCUGGAAUGUUCCGUCCAGUAUGCCAAAGAGUAUUCCGUCCAUUGGAUCAAAACGGGCCGGGAUCGGUCCGAUGUAGUGUUUCUCUCGACGGGCAGCGCCCUAGUUCUCAAGGACUCCCGUUUCUCGCUCCGAUAUGAUCCGUCAUCGUCCAGUUACAUCCUUCAGGUUAAGGAUAUCCAGGAAACCGAUGCCGGAAUCUACCAGUGCCAGGUUGUGCUCUCGGUGACCAACAAAAUCACUGCCGACGUUGAACUUCAGGUUCGUCGUCCACCCAUCAUCUCCGACAACUCCACCCAAUCGCUGGUUGUGUCCGAAGGGCAGUCCGUCCAGAUGGAAUGCUACGCCUCGGGCUAUCCACCACCACAGAUUACCUGGCGUCGCGAGAACAACGCUAUCUUGCCAACAGGUGGCGCAAUCUACACCGGCAACGUCAUGAAGAUCAACUCCGUCCAGAAGGAGGACCGUGGCACGUAUUACUGUGUGGCAGAUAACGGCGUCAGCAAGGGAGACCGACGAAACAUCAAUCUGGAAGUGGAGUUCUCCCCGGUUAUCAGCGUUCCCCGACCACGUCUCGGCCAGGCCCUGCAGUACGACAUGGAUCUGGAGUGCCACGUGGAGGCCUACCCGUCGCCUGCCAUCGUGUGGGUCAAGGACGAUGUUCAGCUGUCCAACAACCAGCACUACGGUAUCUCCCUGUUUGCCACCGCGGAUGAGUUCACCGAUACGACCCUCCGAGUGAUCACCAUCGAGAAGCGCCAAUACGGAGAAUACUACUGCCGGGCGAUCAACAAGCUUGGCCAAGCCGAAGCCAAGGUGGAACUGUUCGAGACGGUCAUUCCGGUGUGCCCACCGGCUUGCGGCCAGUCGUACUACGGAGGCGAUGCCAGCGCGGUGUCCGUGUCGAGCUUCCUGCUAGUGGUCACCGCAUUGGCCACGCUGUUCUAGACGGUGUCACCCCUCUCGACUAUUCGAUGCUAAUGCUAACUUUUAGAAAAGCGGUACUGCGCGGUUGACCACGCCCCGCUCGAAGGAUCACAACGAUAGUGCGCGAGAGAUAGGACAUGUUUUUAGGGGUCACAAUCCAAUUAGAAUCGAUUGUAAUUGGAAGUGGUGAUUCCCUGUGGGAAAUGGGAAGUCUCAGUUCAGAAGCAAUGUUCAGUGGGAUUAGAUUCUGCUGAUUGGAAAACUAACGAAAAAUUCAACAUUCCAUCAAAAAAGUGGAAGUGAGCGACAAAAAGGUCGUCCAUUUUCAUUGCGAUAAAUUGUAAAAUAAACGAUAAAGAUGUUUAGCAUAGGGCUAUUAAGAUAAACUAUGAAUCUUCAAACACUGUAGCAUUAAAUUAGAAACGACUAGUAAUGGAAGGAAUCGGCGAGAAGAAAAAAUGCGAGUAGGAAUUAUAAAACCUUAAGUUUGUCUACCUUCCAGCGCAAAGAUAACGGAAAGACUAUUCAAGAAACUCAUGUAAUCUCCAAUUUUAGUGGAACCUAGUGCCGUCCAAGCUAAAGAUUACCCCCUAUUCAUUUUACCUCAUCUAGAAGGUAUCCGUCAUCAGUUAACAGCCUGAUUCACAAUUAAUUUUAAAUAGUUUCUUUAACUGUUUUGGUCAUACUCUACUCAAUCAUGCGGGAGAACUUCCAGAAUGGCAAUAGCAUUUAUUGGGGAUCAGACAAAAAAAAAUGUGCAGAAGAUAAUCAGCACAAACAGUAAUCAACAAUGUAAAGUCAAAUGGUUUAUGAGAUAGCUAAUCGAUGGUUUUAAACAGAAGAUCUAAUAAAAAAUAUAGUAACGUGUAGCUCUGUCGGAAAAAUAAAAGAGUUUUUAAUAAA
Aedes aegypti (yellow fever mosquito) is the source of this 2318-nucleotide messenger RNA. It is a transcript of the gene Lac, whose product is annotated as lachesin. Lineage: Eukaryota; Metazoa; Arthropoda; Insecta; Diptera; Culicidae. Gene Ontology annotation, cellular component: neuron projection. The transcript is spliced from 2 exons. The coding region runs from base 360 to 1436 and encodes 358 amino acids. The record is from RefSeq and is a predicted model, not a curated record.